Molecule: messenger RNA, 470 nt
Organism: Lobosporangium transversale
Lineage: Eukaryota; Fungi; Mortierellomycota; Mortierellomycetes; Mortierellales; Mortierellaceae
Exons: 1
Coding region: 232-405 (57 amino acids)
Source: RefSeq, a predicted model, not a curated record
CUUCCUUUCCAUCCUGUCUUCUUUACAGUAACAUCGACUUCUCGAUCAAUCACACUCUUUAUUACUCUCAAAUCAAUUCUAUUCAGCACUCAAUUACACCAAAUCUCAGAGGAAAUUUCACUCUUUUGCAUUCUCGAUAGAGAGUCUGUCGCAUUCCCUGUGGACAUCAAUCCCCAGAAGACUAUCGACCAUCUCAAGACUUUUUCUGGCUUUGCUCAAAUCUCUGGUAAGAUGUCUUCUCGAUUGUUUGUAAAUUUAGCACCUGAGUAUCAUAUCAGGCCUAUUCCAGGGGUUGAAGGAUCUAUUACUCGAACGAUCGUCAAUCAACGGAAAAGGAAACGAUUUGAAGAUCUAGAGGAUUUUAAAGCAAGGGGUACCAAAGAGUACAAGUCAAUUAUAUUUUGACCGAAAGACACAGACUGAGCUAGGAGCCUGCUUGAACAUUGUCUGAUACAAUAAAUAGUAAAAUG